Lemur catta (Ring-tailed lemur) is the source of this 3533-nucleotide messenger RNA. It is a transcript of the gene DCBLD1, whose product is annotated as discoidin, CUB and LCCL domain containing 1. The record is from RefSeq and is a predicted model, not a curated record. Lineage: Eukaryota; Metazoa; Chordata; Mammalia; Primates; Lemuridae. The transcript has 9 exons. Bases 1 to 2022 code for a protein of 673 amino acids.
AUGAAUGGAGGUCUUACUUGCCAUCCUAUGACCAAAAUAUAUCCCGUCCCCCAGUGUGGCUAUAACUGGGAUGCCCAUCCCCGAGGGCUGACGAACCCGUGGAGGGGCGCAGUCUCCGCAGCGCCGUGGAGCGCUCAGCCCCUCUGGCUGGGGAGGAUUCCCGCACCGCGCGGCAAGGGGCGGGUCUCACGGCUCAGUCUCCUGGCUCGUCGGUUCGCGAGCAUUGGGACAGGUGGGGUGCAGGGGAAGGAGCGAACCGAGCAGGCAGCGCCAGACACCCAGAGAGGACCGCGGGCGGCGUCUGACUCGCCUCCGGCCUCACGGGCGAUCACUGCCGGGAAGCGCGACUUCCUCCUCUGGGGGCCGGCGUGCGGGGCGGGGCGGGGCGGGGCGGGAGACGCCCCCGCCGGGCUGGGCCCAGGGCUGCCCCAAUGGGAUUCGGUGCGGGGCAGCGGCAGCGCCCCAGAGGAGGAGGCUGGGCCCGGGCAGCGGCGGCGCGGGGCCCGUCGAGGGGAGGCCGAGCCUGCGGAGCUGGCGCCCGGCGGGGCCAUGGGGCCUGGCGCCCGCGGCUGCGGCGCGCUGGCGGGGGCCGCCGGGCCGGGCCUCCUGGCCCUGCUGCUCGCGGUGUCCGCCCCGCCCCGGCUGCGGGCGGAGGAGCCGGGCUGCAGCAGAUCCUUGAGUUUGGAACCUGACAGGCAAAUCAGAGCUUCUUCCUCUUGGCAGUGGGUCAAUGAGAGUGGAGAACAAAUUCACUGGUCUCCUGGCCAAGCCCGACUUCAGGACCAAGGCCCGUCAUGGGCUUCGGGAGACAGCAGCAACAGCCACAAACAACGGGAGUGGCUGGAGAUAGAUUUGGGGGAGAAAAAGAAAAUAACAGGAAUUAAGACUGCAGGAUCCACACAGUCAAAUUUCAACUUUUAUGUUAAGAGUUUUGUGAUAAACUUCAAAAAUAACAACUCCAAGUGGAGGACCUAUAAAGGAAUUGUGAAUAAUGAAGAAAAGGUGUUUCAGGGGAACUCCAACUUUCGGGACACAGUGCAGAACAAUUUCAUCCCUCCCAUUGUGGCCAGAUAUGUGCGGGUUGUCCCCAAGACAUGGCACCAGAGGAUAGCCUUGAAAGUGGAGCUUAUUGGUUGCCAAAUUACACAAGGUAAUGAUUCAUUGGUGUGGCACAAAACAAGUCCAAACACUGGUGUUUCAACUAAGAAAGAAGAUGAGACAAUCACAAAGCCCAUCCCCUCAGAAGAAACUCUCAGAGGAAUAAAAGUUACAACUGUGGUGGUCCCGUUGGUGCUCUUUGUUGUCCUGCUGGUUGCUGGAAUGGGGAUCUAUGCAGUCUUUAGAAAGAAGAAGAAGGAAGGAAAUCUGUAUGGAUCAGCUGAGGCUCAAAAAACAGACUGCUGGAAGCAGAUUAAAUAUCCCUUUGCCAGACAUCAGUCAGCUGAGUUUACCAUCAGCUAUGAUAAUGAGAAGGAGAUGGCACAAAAGUUAGAUCUCAUCACAAGUGAUAUGGUUGACUACCAGCAGCCCCUCAUGAUCGGCACCGGCACGGUCACGAGGAAGGGCUCCACCUUCCGGCCCAUGGACACCGACGCCGGGACCGGCGCGAGCGGCGAGGCCGGCGGCCACUACGACUGCCCGCUCCGGGCCGGCCGCCACGAGUACGCGCUGCCCGUGGCCCCCGCGGAGCCCGAGUACGCCACGCCCAUCGUGGGGCGCCGCCCGCCGCGCGCCCGCACCUUCUCCGCGCGGGGCGGCUGCCGCGCCCCCGGGCCCGGGCCCGGCCGCCAGCACUCGCCGUCCUCCGGCGGCUUCUGGCCCGGAGACUACCGGAUGCCGCAGAGCGCCUGGCCUGCCGACCCCGGCUACGACAAACCCAAAGCCGGCAGCUGCUUCGCUGCGGACAGCGGGGACUCCGACCCUCGGAAGCCACCAGUGAACCCUGGGGUGAAUGGUGGUUAUUCAAGCCCCAGAGAUUGCCUCAGACCCCUCAGCCCAACGGCCAUGACUGCUCUGCUGUGAACGCAGCGUGAGAGAAACCUGCUGUGGCACUGAGCGUCGGGCUGUUGCAAGGCACUGGAAGCAGGGAGACUGCUGUUGCGGACCGAAGAGAGAUUCAGCAGGAUCCCGGAGACCCCCGCUCACACUGUUUACAAAACUGUGCAGCUAGUUUUGUUCUGACCCUUAGGGUGGGAGUCUGUUGGUGUUUGUUGGGCUAGAAAAAUGAAAAUUUUCAGAUGGCGUUUUCAUUUCUCUGACUGUGAUAUUAAGCUGCUUUGUUGUAAGAUGUGCAAUCUGUACAGAAUCAUAUUUAACAAGAUUUAAAGUAACUUAAGUUUGCUUUAUCAGAUUUUAGUUCUGCGCAUAGGUUAAGUGGGAAAAUGCAGCUGUUGCAAAAACAUAAUAGUAUGUUCAUUUUUUUCAGUAUGUUUAUGUUAUCUGGUACUGUGUUAGCAGCAGGUCUGUUUAAACUUAAUCUUGUUACUGUGGCUCAUUUCCUUUCCUUUGAUAACUAGACCUAAAAGCAUUUUUAACAUUCUUCUCCUGGAAGAAAUGAAUUACUUGAAGCCUGAAAAGCACACCAGGGUGGUUGUUUGUUUAGUAAUUAUGAUUUGUAGAUUUAAAAACAAAGAAACAACACCCCAGCAGCUGCCUGUUUCCUUAGACUCCACUUCAGAGGGGGUCGUGAAGUGGUUGGUCGGGGCGGCGCAGCGGCUGUAACCUGCAGGGGACCCUACUGUGCUAGGCUUGAGGGAAGGGGCUCUUCCUCCUCCCCUCUGGCCUGGAAGAUACUAUGCAGCCUUCAUAUGCAAAUCCACCUUUUCAAACAGUCUGCAAAGCUGAAUGCUGAGACUUCCAGGCAACCAAAACUGCACUCUCAACAAAUUGAAAUGAAGGUGGCCCAGCAAUUACAGUCUGAAUUGCUGUGUCAGAUGUUUUUGUACCUCAGAUUAAAGAUUUAGCCGAGGUCAGAUGACCACACUUUUCAUGACUUUCUUCAGAAAUAGCACAUUUUAGUGACUCCCAGUUAUCCUCUGAAAAACAAAAAAGUUAUUUGAAAUGUGUUGUUACAAAAGUGACUAAGACCAAGUCUAAAAAGAGCCCUUCUGCUGAGAUGGUUGGGAACUGAGCUGAUUUUGUAAGAAAUAAUUUUCUCCUCCAGUAUAUAUCUAUAAUCCUAGACUAACCCCGACCUCAGCUGUACCUCAUGUUCAGCGCUUUUUAUCAGAGUUUGCUUUGUGAGUUCAUUGUGGGGGAUUUAACCUCUUUUGCCAAAGAGGAACGUGUGUGUUUGUUUUUAAUAGAAAAUAUGGACCAAAAAAUCCUUUCCCUAAAAAAUGUAUUAUAAUUCUAUUUGUGUGGUUUUCACUUUCUGUGAAAUGUGUAUAUGUUAAAAUAACGAGGGUGCUGGAAGGUCAUGGCAGACUAUCUCCUUGAUUGUUGGUUAGUGUGGGGGAUAAACCAUUUACUUUGUGGAGUUUACAUGGUUUUAUGUGCAUACUAAUUGUAAUAAACUAUGCCAAAUCAAAGUG